Molecule: messenger RNA, 1643 nt
Organism: Phacochoerus africanus (Common warthog)
Lineage: Eukaryota; Metazoa; Chordata; Mammalia; Artiodactyla; Suidae
Gene: KCTD4
Product: potassium channel tetramerization domain containing 4
Exons: 1
Coding region: 186-965 (259 amino acids)
Biological process (GO): protein homooligomerization
Molecular function (GO): protein binding
Source: RefSeq, a predicted model, not a curated record
AAUGCUCCUGCACACAUAGCUGAUACGCCACCUACUGCAAAACCGAGCUGACAGCGCAGGCGAUGCUGCCAGCAUUUCCAUUCCAUCACCAGGCUGGGGCUGAAUAAAGGCGUGUUUGUGUGGUAGUGUUUCUUUUUUAAAAAUCUCAAAGCCAAGAAGAACAAGCUGCAAUUGCAUUUUCGAACAUGGAGCGUAAAAUAAACAGAAGAGAAAAAGAAAAGGAGUAUGAAGGGAAACAUAACAGCCUGGAAGACGCUGACCAGGGCAAGAACUGCAAAUCCACCCUGAUGACCCUCAACGUUGGUGGAUACUUAUACAUUACUCAGAAACAAACACUGACCAAGUACCCAGACACUUUCCUUGAAGGUAUAGUGAAUGGGAAAAUCCUCUGCCCGUUUGAUGCCGACGGUCAUUAUUUCAUAGACAGGGAUGGGCUCCUCUUCAGGCAUGUUCUAAACUUCCUACGAAAUGGAGAACUUCUACUGCCCGAAGGCUUUCGAGAAAAUCAACUGCUUGCACAAGAAGCAGAAUUCUUUCAGCUCAAGGGACUGGCAGAGGAGGUGAAGUCCAGGUGGGAAAAAGAACAGCUGACACCCAGGGAGACUACUUUCUUGGAAAUAACAGAUAACCACGAUCGCUCGCAAGGACUGAGGAUCUUCUGUAAUGCUCCUGAUUUCAUAUCAAAAAUAAAAUCUCGUAUUGUUCUCGUAUCCAAAAGCAGGCUGGAUGGAUUUCCAGAGGAGUUUUCAAUAUCAUCAAAUAUCAUUCAGUUUAAAUACUUCAUAAAGUCCGAAAAUGGCACUCGGCUUGUCCUGAAGGAAGACAACACCUUUGUCUGCACCUUGGAAACUCUGAAGUUUGAGGCCAUAAUGAUGGCCUUAAAGUGUGGUUUCAGACUGCUGACCAGCCUGGAUUGUUCCAAAGGGUCAAUUGUUCACAGCGAUGCACUUCAUUUUAUCAAGUAAUUACCUGUGUCAUGAACAAAGGCAACAAGCAUGCAGCCAGCAAGCUUCGGAAAACCACAGCAUCAGAGGCAUCCCAAAUAACGUGCCCAGCUAGCUCUGUACUCAGAGCCCUGCUGCUAAUCAAUUACUGUGAGCUAACGGUAUGUAAAUCCUAUUGCUAAAGAUGUCCUUCUCUAGGGUGUUCUGCAGAUCAGACUCGUACACUUAAAGUGAGAACAGUGAUCCUCUACAUAGUGUAAAUAAAGACUGAAUGCUUUUGCUAUUUGUUUAUUUUUCCUUAAGCUGUCGUUCAAUCAGAAUGUCUUGGGUACUUGCACAAUGAACAAGCAUCAUGUACGUUAUCUAUCGUGCUUUUAAAUAAAUGGUAACAAAAUAUUUUUAAGGGACUAUAAGAUUUAAAUCCCUUCUAUUUAUGGCAAAAAUCUACGAAGAAACUGCACUGGCAAAAUUAACCAUUGAGAGCAAGAUAGAUGUGCAGAUCUACUAAAACAGAACUGUGGUGAAACCAAGUGAGACUGUAAGAAGGUAUUAAAGCUGUGGAUUUCAUUUUUAAUGGUAGGCACCAAAAGCUUGUUCCUAGUUCCUGUAUUUCAUACUAGAAUUAUAGCUGAAUUGAUAUAUUGUUGAAAAUUCCUAGAAAACUGCUUGACGACAAUAAAAAAAUGAAAGUGCUACUAA